Molecule: messenger RNA, 1735 nt
Organism: Phalaenopsis equestris
Lineage: Eukaryota; Viridiplantae; Streptophyta; Magnoliopsida; Asparagales; Orchidaceae
Product: sphingosine kinase 1-like
Exons: 10
Coding region: 86-1543 (485 amino acids)
Biological process (GO): sphingosine biosynthetic process
Cellular component (GO): intracellular membrane-bounded organelle; membrane; cytoplasm
Molecular function (GO): kinase activity
Source: RefSeq, a predicted model, not a curated record
UUUAUUUAAGGCGCCAAUGCAGCUUCACACGCAUCUUGGACUCCAGCCCAUCUCUGUUUUUUCUACGCUCCAUUGAGAUUUGGAAAUGGUGCAAGCGAUACGGGAGAUGAUCCGGGUGAAUGGAGCACCGGCAGAGGUGACUCUGAGUACAGAUGGUGAGCUGCAGUGGCGUCUCAACGGCAGUGGGGUGAAGAGUCUCGCAAUAGAGUCUGAGAUUCUGGGCUUCUCGACGGAGGGAAGGGAGAUUACACUUAGGGCUUAUGUGAAUGAGUUUAGGGGUGGAGAAGGGGAGUUGGGGAAGAGAUUGAGGAAGGACUUCGUUCUGGAGAUGCCCACAGAGGUGAUCACCGAGAGUUGGAGCGAUCGGAUUAGGGAUUUUAUCCAUUCCUUAGGCCGGCCAAAGAGGGUAUUUAUUAUUUUAAACCCUUAUGGUGGAAAGAGGUCUGCACGAAGGAUUUUUGACACUGAAAUCAAGCCCCUACUUGUUGCGGCUAAUAUUCUGUAUACCUUGCAAGAAACUAAGUAUCAGCUUCAUGCUCAAGAACUUGCCUAUAAAUUGGAUCUGCUAAAGUAUGACGGUAUUGUAUGUGUCAGCGGAGAUGGUGUUUUUGUGGAGGUGUUGAAUGGGUUGCUUCAAAGAGAAGACUGGGAUACUGCAAUCAAGGUGCCGCUUGGGAUCAUUCCUGCAGGUACAGGAAAUGGCCUGGCAAAAUCACUUUUGGAUGCAAUUGGAGAAACGUAUUCGAUCCAGAAUGCUACUUUCUCUGUUAUAAGAGGCCAUAAACGUGCACUGGAUGUUACUACUGUAUUGCAAGGAGAAACCAAGUUCUUUAGCAUCUUAAUGCUUACAUGGGGAUUAAUAGCUGAUAUUGAUAUUGAGUCUGAAAAGUACCGGUGGAUGGGGAGCACUCGCCUGGACUUCUAUUGUCUUCUGAGAAUAAUGAAGUUGCGUAAAUACCAUGGCCAUGUUGAGUUUGUUCCUGCCCCUGGACAUGAACUCUGUGGAGAACCAUUGAAAGGUAGAACAAUCUGUGUGGGAACUGAUAAUGUCUCUGAAAACGGACAAAACAGUGUUGCGGAAGUUUUGCAAAGUUGUUAUGGGGGCCCUAGUGUUUGUUUUGAAAAUUCAGAUUGGAGGUUUCUGGAUGGCCCAUUUUUAUCUAUUUCACUUGUAAAUGUGCCUUGGGUUGGAGAAGAUGCUAUGCCAGCACCUGAAGCCAAGUUUUCUGAUGGCUUCCUGGACUUGGUUGUGAUCAAAGAUUGCCCCAAAUCCGCUCUUGUAUCAAUAUUGCUGAAGAUGAAAGAUGGAACCCAUAUUAAAUCACCAUAUGUGAUGUAUCUGAAGGUGAAAGCAUUUAAGCUGGUUCCAGGCAACCGUGUAGGGGACCCCAGAAAGGGAGGCAUUGUAGACGUUGAUGGUGAAGUUGUUGCUCUGGGAGAAGGAAUCGACUUGUGUGGCCAAGAAGGAUAUCUAAUGUCUUAUGGACCUCCGAUCCAAUUGACGGUUGAUAAUGGUCUAGCCACAGUCUUCUCUCCGAGAUGAUCAAUUCUCCACCAUGUACUUCAUUCUCCCACCAACUCCUGGUUAUUAAUAUUGCUCUGAAUUUGCAUUUGUUGGGGGAUGUUUCGUGUGUAGAAAGAAUUUUCAUUUUUUUCUUUAGGCCUUUUGUAUCUGCUGGCCUCUUUUAAAGCCAUCACAUCAAUGCAGCAAACCCAUUUCUGGGGUUUCUCGUUA